AUGUGUUCGAUAUUUCACAAUCGUAUUAACUAUCGCGGUGGUGGUGGCAGUACGGCGAACAGCAGCAACAACAACAGCAGUGCCAAUUCCAAUUCUCCCGAGAGCCCGCCAACAUUAACCAAAGAUUUAGAUCCGGAUAGCAAUAACAAUGACAAUGAUAGCAAUAUAAUGUCCCAUAAAAGUGAAACUCCAUCAGAGGAACGUGACGAAGAACUGAAAAGCUCUCGUACUCCAUUGGCCAUAAAUCAAAAUUCUAAAGGUGAUAAUGAUGAAAUCCGACAGGUGGUGGAUGAGGAAGAUGAGACCAGUAAUGGACCCACUGACAGGGGAAAAGCCUUCAAAGAAGAAGCUUUGGAUCUGUCGGUAUUGCCAAAUGGUUUGGCCACAAAGGGCCAUGUGGCCUUGGAAGCCCUACAACAUACCAAAGUAGCAGUGGCUCAAUUUGCGGCCACGGCAUUGGCCAAUACCCAAUAUUUUGGUGAUACUCCCACUCCCGAUUUGGCAGCCAUCUUGCAGCGGCAACAUUUAAUGCAAUUACAAUUUAUACAACAUUUACAAAGUCAAUUGAAACGUAGGGAUCGUGAGGGGGAAGAUGAAGCGGAAGAUAUUGAAGAUGAGGAGGAAGAAAUGAGGGCGGAGGAGGAGGAACAGAGGCGCCAAGAAAUCCAUGAACAAAGACUUAAGAACAUGGCAAACAAAAACGAGAACGGUGAUGAUGAUGAUGACGACAAUUCUUGUCAAAUAGAUUUAACCCAAUCCACAACAAGAAGAAAUUCCUCGGAAGAUCUGUUACCACGUGACAAGUCGCCCACAAAACAGGAGGAGAAUCUGAACAGCAAGACUGAUCAAGAAGAAUUUAUGAAAAAUUCCAAGGACAUAGACAAAGUGCAAUCACCACCCCAUUAUCAGCCAUUACUGAGCGGCAUAAGCUCGUCAUUGGCUUCAACUAUUAUUACCGAUCAUGAUCCCAUACCCCCGCCAAGUGAAACCAAUUGUUUGGAAAUGUUACAGCGUCGGACGGAAGAGGUUCUCGAUUCUGCUUCGCAAAGUUUACAUGCCUCUCAAAUGCAAGAUGAAUAUGAAUAUCAGCAGAAGGAUGGCCAGGGCAGGGGAGAAAUUUUCAAACAUCGUUGUAAAUAUUGUGGUAAGAUUUUCGGUUCAUUUUCUGCCCUGCAAAUCCAUUUGAGAUCCCACACCGGGGAGAGGCCAUUUGUGUGUAAUGUAUGUGGUAGUAAAUUCACAACAAAAGGAAAUCUGAAGGUGCAUUAUCAAAGGCAUACACAAAUAUACCCGCCCAUUUUAAUGCCACCCGGUGUGGGACCACCUCUAGAAAUGCCUCCCACAGCAAUGAAUUCGCCAGCACCAACAUCAGCGCCGCAAACACAUCCACAUCCCCCUCCUCCGCCACCACCACCUGGGCUCUUAGGAAUGCCAAUUCGUUUGCCACUACCAUUUGAGAAAACACAACCUAAGGAUACAGCGGAACGGGAACGAACAAAAACUCCAGAAGAAACCAAAGAAGAACACGAAGAGGAAUCUAAGGAACAACCUCGAGAUUUAACAUCCUCAAAUUGUAAAUCCACAAUUGAUCAUCCUGAAGAUCUUAGUAAGCCGCCCAGUCGGGAAGAAGAGCCAAAACCUAAACCUUUGGUGAGAGUGAAAACACCACAAGCUUUAAUGGAACCCACAGGAAUCGAACAACAGCAACCACUGCCGUUGCCCCAGUUACCACCCCAGCAGUUAACAAACGAUAAACCAGAAAGACCCUUAGCAUCAAUCACACCAAAACGUAACAGCUCUCACAGAAAACGCAACUCCAACAGUUCCACACCACCACAGGAAUUUCGAAAAAGUUUCCCCGGCAACAGCAUGGACACGGUGGCGGAUGAACAUCAUCUCUCUAAACAUUUUCGACGAUCUUCUUCGUUAAGUCGCAACAGCAGUUUAGAACAUUUAACCGGUGAUUUUGGACAAGUUGAAACCUAUGUAGAUAAAUCAUGGGAAGAUCUAAUCGAAAUAGAUACCACUUCGGAAACCUCGAAGCUACAACAGCUGGUAGAUAACAUAGAAAAUAAACUCACUGAUCCCAAUCAAUGUAUAUUUUGCCAGAAGGUCAUGUCAUGUCGAAGUUCCCUGCAAAUGCACAUUCGUACACACACCGGGGAACGGCCAUUUCGUUGUAAAAUAUGUGGUCGUGCCUUUGCCACCAAAGGAAAUCUCAAGGCCCACAUGAGCAUACACAAAAUUAAGCCGCCAAUGCGGUCACAAUUCAAAUGCCCGGUGUGUCAUCAGAAAUUCUCGAAUGGUAUUAUUUUACAACAACACAUACGCAUCCACACUAUAGACGAUGGUUCGGGCGGAGCACCACAAAUUCCCGGUGCUUCCAGUGAAAUGGCUGCAGCCAUUGCUGAACACAAUCAACGUAUACGUGCCCACAUGGAGGCCGCCAUAUUGGAGGAUCAAAAUUCCAAUAAAUCCCUAGGAAACUCUGAGAAUUUUGAUUUUUCCACAACCUCUGAAUAUUCUGGUCAACGUUCGGAGUCGUCGCAGGGUGAUUUUGAUGAAUACAUGACAAUGGAGAGUACAGACGAUUCACGGGAAAAUACCUCAUCUCUUACCCCAUUGGAUAAACGUCAAUUUGAAGAUGCCGAUGAAAAGAGUGAGGCUGGUGGUGGCGGCGGUAAUGACACUAUGGAAUCUGGAAUUUCUCAAGCCAUGGAUUUAACAGCACGCAAUGGCCACUCUCAACUACCGCAAAGAGCUUUAGACCAUUUGCCGCAUUUGAUGGGUAUGCCACCGAAUAUUUGGCUAAUGGCUGCCGCACGUGAAGAAAUACAAAAUCUUGGCAAUCAGGGAAAAUUUCCAUUGUUACCAUUUGGACCAUUAGGAUUUAUGGGUGAGUAA
Messenger RNA from Musca vetustissima, 2904 nucleotides. RefSeq names its product homeotic protein spalt-major-like. Lineage: Eukaryota; Metazoa; Arthropoda; Insecta; Diptera; Muscidae. The transcript has a single exon. The coding region runs from base 1 to 2904 and encodes 967 amino acids. Gene Ontology annotation, biological process: regulation of transcription by RNA polymerase II. Gene Ontology annotation, cellular component: nucleus. The record is from RefSeq and is a predicted model, not a curated record. Gene Ontology annotation, molecular function: DNA-binding transcription factor activity, RNA polymerase II-specific; RNA polymerase II cis-regulatory region sequence-specific DNA binding.